This is a messenger RNA of Dipodomys spectabilis (banner-tailed kangaroo rat), 2247 nucleotides long. RefSeq names its product dual specificity tyrosine phosphorylation regulated kinase 4 (gene Dyrk4). Gene Ontology annotation, biological process: peptidyl-threonine phosphorylation; peptidyl-serine phosphorylation. Gene Ontology annotation, molecular function: ATP binding; protein serine/threonine kinase activity; protein serine/threonine/tyrosine kinase activity. The transcript has 15 exons. Gene Ontology annotation, cellular component: nucleus. Lineage: Eukaryota; Metazoa; Chordata; Mammalia; Rodentia; Heteromyidae. The record is from RefSeq and is a predicted model, not a curated record. Bases 1 to 1971 code for a protein of 656 amino acids.
AUGCAGCUCCUCACUCCUCCCACCCCUACUGGGACAAAGACUCAAAUGGAUGCUAGAAAGCCAAAGAAAUGCAGUGUGACUUCCUUCCCAAUUUUGAAAACAAGCAAGAAACAAAAUUUCACUUCGAUGAAGGUUGAGAAUAAACCUUUGGUUCAAGCCCAGAAGCCACUUCCCAAGACUAAGCAUCUCAGAAUGACCCGAUUUUUGCAGAAGAAUACAAACUCCAGUGUUUCCUCGUUCCCUUUCGCGGACACUACAGGGAAGAAAAACACAGUUAACUUGCCAUGCAUCAGUAGUAAAAUCCUCCCAAAGCCACCCGUGCUGUACAAGGACAAUCGAAUUCACAGUCGGGUGCUGAGCUCCGAGCUCAAGGCUGCAGAACUACUUUUCCACUCUGGCACUAAAAAACCAGAUCCCAAGCCAGAAGAGAAAUCUCCCAGGAAGCACAAGGUCCCGCUGACAGCCUCAGAGGCUCUCAAGUUUUUCAAGAACCAGCUCUCUGCUUAUGAGCAAAGUGAAAUCCUGGGUUACACAGAGCUGUGGUUCCUGGGCCUGGAAGCGAAGAAGCUGAAUGUGCCAUCGGAGAAUUUUGGCGCAUCCAGUUUCGACGAUGAACACGGCUCCUAUAUGAAGGUCCUACACGACCACAUUGCCUAUCGCUACGAGGUUCUGGAGAUGAUCGGGAAAGGGUCCUUCGGGCAGGUGGCCAAGUGCCUGGAUCACAAAAACAACGAGUUCGUGGCCCUGAAGAUCAUCAGGAACAAGAAGAGGUUCCAUCACCAGGCCCUGGUGGAGCUGAAGAUCUUAGAAGCCCUCCGCAGAAAGGACAAAGACAACAGUCACAACGUGGUCCACAUGAAGGAGUUCUUCUACUUCCGCAACCACCUCUGCAUCACCUUCGAACUCCUGGGAAUCAACUUGUACGAGUUGAUGAAGAACAACAGCUUCCAAGGCUUCAGUCUGUCCAUAGUGCGCCGCUUCACCCUCUCGGUUCUCAAGUGUUUGCAGAUGCUCUACGUAGAGAAGAUCAUCCACUGUGAUCUCAAGCCCGAAAAUAUAGUGCUGUAUCAGAAGGGUCAGGUCUCUGUCAAAGUGAUUGACUUUGGAUCAAGCUGUUAUGAACACCAGAAAGUGUACACCUACAUCCAAAGCCGUUUCUACCGGUCCCCCGAGGUGAUCCUGGGUCACCCCUACAACACGGCCAUUGACAUGUGGAGCCUGGGUUGCAUCAUGGCCGAGCUGUACACGGGCUACCCGCUGUUCCCGGGGGAGAACGAGACGGAGCAGCUGGCCUGCAUCAUGGAGGUGCUUGGCCUGCCGCCCCCCCACUUUGUGCAGACGGCUUCCAGGAGACAGACGUUCUUUGAUUCCAAAGGUUUUCCUAAAAAUAUAACCAACAACAGGGGGAAAAAAAGGUACCCGGAUUCCAAGGACCUGACCAUGGUGCUGAAAACCUGCGACUCCAGUUUCCUGGACUUUGUCAAGAGAUGUCUGGUAUGGGAACCCUCCCUCCGCAUGACCCCAGACCAGGCCCUCAAGCACGCCUGGAUCCACGAGCCCCGGAAGCUGAAGCUGCAGCCCAGGCUCCAGAACCUGAGGAAACCGGGGCUCUUCUCUCCUCCCGACACGGGCAACCACCGGGCGACCGACCACUUGGGCAGAAGCAGAAAAGCCUGCAAGCCUGGCUGUCCAGAGGUAACCACACGCACCUCUCUCUGCCCUCCUCCAGCAGGUGAGAUCAUCAAGGAGGUCCCAGACAAGUUCAAGGAUGGCACCAAACUAGCCCAGAGUUCCGGUGACCAGCAGGGCGCUGUCCAGCACCCAGCCGACAAGGUCCAGCUACCGCAUCUGACCGAAGCUUCUGGAAAGCCAGAGGCUGUGACUGGGCCUGAGAUUUCCAUCACCUCCACAGAAGAACCGGGCAAAACGUCCUCCCCCCCGAACACAAAUCUUUUACCGCCUCUUGUAUGACCCUGGCCCCGGGUGACAGUGUUCCUUUCCACCAGUGACUGGAUUAGAGGCAGCGCUUGUAGUGUACAAUAUUUCACAUUGUUGUUGUUUUUAACACAUAAAGGUUUAUUUACAAAAAGAAAAAUGGCCAGCUAAUGUGGGAUGGGGGUAGACGUCCACGGAUCUGAACUGUGUGUGCACGGACGUACUGUGUGCGCGCACACGUGUGUGUGUAUAGGAGGUAGUUUGAAAUAUAUACUGUUGUAGGAAUUCUAAAUAAAAGCAUCUUAUUUUUUU